Messenger RNA from Nyctereutes procyonoides (raccoon dog), 1329 nucleotides. RefSeq names its product ADP ribosylation factor like GTPase 5C (gene ARL5C). Gene Ontology annotation, cellular component: trans-Golgi network; cytoplasm. Gene Ontology annotation, biological process: intracellular protein transport; protein localization to Golgi membrane; vesicle-mediated transport. Lineage: Eukaryota; Metazoa; Chordata; Mammalia; Carnivora; Canidae. The record is from RefSeq and is a predicted model, not a curated record. The transcript has 6 exons. Gene Ontology annotation, molecular function: GTP binding; GTPase activity. The coding region runs from base 2 to 541 and encodes 179 amino acids.
CAUGGGACAACUGAUCGCCAAGUUGAUGGGCAUCUUCGGGAACCAGGAACACAAGGUUAUCAUCGUGGGACUGGACAAUGCAGGAAAGACCACCAUUCUCUACCAGUUCCUGAUGAAUGAAGUGAUCCAUACAUCUCCCACCAUCGGUAGCAACGUGGAGGAGAUUGUUCUGCAAAAGACACACUUCCUCGUGUGGGACAUAGGGGGACAGGAGGCUCUGCGCUCUACCUGGAACUCAUACUACUCCAACACGGAGUUCAUCAUCCUUGUGAUUGACAGCACGGACCGGGACCGGCUGCUGACCACUCGAGAGGAGCUGCAUAAGAUGCUGGCCCAUGAGGCUCUGCGAGACGCUUCGGUCCUGAUCUUUGCCAACAAGCAGGAUAUGAAGAACUCCAUGACCACCGUGGAGAUCUCUCAAUUCCUCACUCUUAGCGCAAUAAAAGACCACCCAUGGCACAUACAGGGCUGCUGUGCCCUCACCGGGGAAGGGCUGCCUGCGGGGCUCCAGUGGAUGCACUCUCAGGCCACCGCCAACUGAUGUCCUGACCUGAGGCUAACCAAAAACUUUGGGGGUUUUGCUUGGCCUUCAUGGGUGGAAGACCCAAGUGACUAUUAUUUUUCUACAAUUCUCUGAAGGCUGCUGGGACAGCAAUGGAUAGUGAGAUUGCCACAGUCCAACCAAUCCUGCCACUGAGUGGCUAGGCUGCCCACCCUGAAUUGCUGCAGAUGGGACAGCAGAAGAGCUGCUCUUCACUCAGUGGAAACAGGUGUCCUUGGAGGCACAGGCAAGCUGUUGGGCACAUCAAGGGUUCGGGAAGUGAAGCCCCAUCCCCUCAGCCCCCAACCCCUUCGAGGCAAAAAAUGGGUGACAGAGUUAAGAGACACCUGGAAUUGGUCUUUAUUUCCUGGGACCACCCCCCGCCAUCCCUUGAUUCCUGCCCCAGCUUUCUGGCCCCUUAGCCAUCUUUGAGCAAAGGAGAUUCCAGAAAGGUGAAAGGACAGGCUCAGGGGAAGGAGGGGAGAGCCAAACACUGGUGGGAAGGGAGAAGGAGAAGGAUGGGACAUCCCAGGCAGAAUAGUCCCUUGCACUUUGGGGAGUUCCACUCUUCCUUGCCUUUCUGUUCCCUCUGAGAUGCUGGCUCUGACCACAGCUUUUGAGUGGUGAGCCGUCCCAUCCUAUGCCCUCCAGUCCUUCCAGUGUGAAUCCCACGCCUCCCAAACGUCUUCAAUUUCCACAGUGUGCCUGUCUCGAUGGUCUUUUGUAAUGAUUUUUUCAUUGUUUUAGAGUUUUUUAAUACAAGUGUAAUAAAUGCCAUUGAAAACUGC